AUGACACCCAAUGCCGGAAUUGCCGCCAUCGUGGCUCCAGCCGCCUUGCUCGAUGUCGAAGAGACCGAGUUGUUAGAAUAUUUGGUUGUGGCAGACAACUUCGCAAUUAGAGCCCCUCCAAACACUUACCCAAAGGCUGCUACCACGUCUUCGUCCGAAUCGGACCCGGAACUCGAGGAAGAUCCCGGUUUCGUUCUCGAUGAACCCCCAGCGCUGGAGGAGCUGGACCCCGCGCCUGACUCGGAAUUCGACCCAACAGACCCAGAACCCGGGGCACCGAUGCCGCCCUUGGCAACGGCCUCGGGCGAGCAGAGCCGGUCCCAAGUUUUGUCGUCAAAGUGCUCCCUCGCUUCGGGGCACAACUCUUUGAAGAACAUGGUGCAUGCAGUACAUGGACCAAGACAUGACGACGAUGUGGUUGAACGAAGGGUCGCAGUAGCCGCUCAUGCAGGUGGCCGCGUUGGCGCACAUACACUGCAUUGUGCGUGGACGUUGUGCAACUUGUGCUUCAUUUAG
Molecule: messenger RNA, 516 nt
Organism: Pyricularia pennisetigena
Lineage: Eukaryota; Fungi; Ascomycota; Sordariomycetes; Magnaporthales; Pyriculariaceae
Exons: 2
Coding region: 1-516 (171 amino acids)
Source: RefSeq, a predicted model, not a curated record